This is a messenger RNA of Schizosaccharomyces cryophilus OY26, 2111 nucleotides long. Its product is annotated as exocyst complex subunit Exo70. The record is from RefSeq and is a predicted model, not a curated record. NCBI's taxonomy places the organism in Eukaryota, Fungi, Ascomycota, Schizosaccharomycetes, Schizosaccharomycetales, Schizosaccharomycetaceae. Gene Ontology annotation, molecular function: phosphatidylinositol-4,5-bisphosphate binding. Bases 134 to 1984 code for a protein of 616 amino acids. The transcript is spliced from 6 exons. Gene Ontology annotation, cellular component: exocyst. Gene Ontology annotation, biological process: exocytosis.
CAUUAAUUACUUUGUGGUUUUAUUGAUGCCUUCAGCAGUUUUCAAUUGCUACUUGACUCACAGUUGUACUUCUCGAACCAACUUCUUUUCUAGAUUUUUUUUCAAUUAUAACUGAUUUUUUAAAUGUUUUACAAUGCCAAGGGAUAUAUUUGAUGAAAAUAAAGCGGGCUUGGAGAAUUUCCAAAGGAGCCUUCGUUCUGUCGCAAAAGAUAUUGCAGACGUGUCAGACAUACUUAUGUCUAUGGAUAAACGCUUGGGUGUAUUAGAAGAAUCCACAAGCGUAAUCCGCGGAGAUGUUACGAAUUAUAAUCGUGUAUCAAGCAACAUUUAUGACACUUUAAAAGAAAUGGAGGUUCUACAAGUCAUUCACUCUAAUCUUCCCAAGAUUAAAGCAGAGUUAGAUACUUUGGAUAAAAUGGAUAUACCUGUUACAGAGAAAAUUAAGGUUGUGAUGAGAAUGCUAAGAGUUCUUGCUCGGUAUUAUAUAAGCUUGCAGUCGAGUCCGCUUCAUUUUUCGGCGAAAACGCAGCGUAAGGCCGAGAUUGGGCUAAGUGAAACAUGUAGCCGACUUUCUAGUUUGUGUCAGAAGAUUCUGCAAACUCAUGCUGCAUCUUCAUUGAAAAAGGCAGCGACCAUAUUAGAUUUAGACCAAACAUGGUCUUUUCCUACAGAAACUCUACAGCAGUUUAUGGGGUUAAUCCAACAGUUCGAUAAUGAAGUUUUGUAUCCUAUUUCCUAUUCCUCAGAUAUCAGCUCUAACUACGUCAAAAUCAAAAGUGAGUGUUUGGUCCAGUUACUAAGAUCACUAUCUUCACAGACUGAUGCAGGGCAAUUGAAUGAAGCUUCAAAAGAAUUUAUUCAAGGAAAAGAAGAAGUUGCUAUUUAUUUGGUUGCUUUAGCAAGAAUUCUUUCUGCCACUGCUACAGAGCUACUCCAUUUAUAUGACGCAGAAACAUCACAAGCCUUGUACCAGCGAAUUGGAAAGAAUGUGAUUUCAACUGUAACAAACAUAAUACACCAACGGGAAGCUGUUUAUGAGAAACAAUCUGCUCUUGAUAAUCAUGUUUUAUUUCCAUUGAUACACUGUGUAAAGGUUACCGAGGAUUACAUGCAAAUGAAUAUGCCUUUUGAAGAUGUUGCCUUAGUAGGCCUAGUUUCAGGUGUUGGAAAGGAAGCAGAAAAAAUUAUUAUAGCUUCCUUAUCGAGUCUGUACAAUGGCUAUUGUAACAGUUCCAAGCCUAUAGUACUCAGUACCAAUGGUGUUAGUGAUAUUACUCAAGGAAUUAUACUGUUUUUGUCAAAUUUCUGUCAAUAUAAGGACUCAUUUUAUUUAAUCGAAAGUAUCGGUGAUUGGGGUUGGCGACAUGAACUGUCACCGGAUUUAAAACCAUCUUCAACAACACGAGAAUUGGUUCAAAAUUAUGUUAUGGAUUGUCUCUUAUCUCAUCUGAAUUCCGUGGAGGAGAGUGCGCAAACCGUAGAUACAAUUAAUUGGAAAAAGGGUGUAAUUCUCUUGAACAUUAGUGUUUAUUUUGAGUCUGCAUGUGUUGAUUCCGAGAUUGCAACCUAUUUGGAUGAAGAACAUUUUAACAACUUUUCGGAAUUAUCACAGAAAUACUCCAGUAUGUAUAUGGAAAUUUGGCGCCAUUGUUCACAAAACAUGUUGGACGCUACUUAUACGAAAGCGAAAGAAAAACCAAACAUGUCUACGAAAGAUAGAGAGGCAACAAAGGAAAAGUUCCGAAAUUUCAAUGAACAGAUCACCAGUAUAGUUGAGAACCACAAAGACUCAGUACGGUUUGAACCUACAGUUGCCAGUUUCUUGUUGCAAGAAGUGCGGAAAACGGUUUUGCCUCUAUAUCAAAGAUUUUAUGAUAAAUAUAUUACGAGUGAUUUUACGAAAUAUAAAGAAAAAUAUAUACGAUUUACAAAAGCUCAGUUGGAUUCAUACAUUACGGAAGCAUUUAGCCCUUCGCUAUCUUGAUUCUUAAAUAAAGCUUCAUACAUGAUUUUAUAUACUUUAUGGAAACCAUUGCACGAAUGAAAUCAUCACUCAUUUCCUUUUACAAUCUAUAGCUCAAACUCGAUCAUUAAAUUCUCAUAUCAAUUGU